AUGAACACCCGCCCGAAUAUCGAGUCGCCAAACACGACUCAGGUGCUCUCUGUAUCCUUCAACAAUGACUCAAGUUGCUUCGCCGUUGGAUUGAACUCGGACUUCAACGCAGGUGUUGGCCUCGUCCAGAUGAUGGGCACGACCAACUACCUCGCUCUCGUCGGUGGUGGCAAGCUGCCCAAGUUUGCAAGCCACAAGCUUCGAGAAGCCCCCAACCUGGUCUCCGUCUACGAAACAGCUGACAACCUCUCGGGGCUCGUUUGCUUGAAUGACAAAGUCCUGGCCUUCCCCGGCCAAACGAUGGGCCAAAUUCAGCUGGUGGACACCGCGACGGGCAAUGUCAGCAUUAUCCCAGCGCACUCUUCUGCUCUGAGAGCCAUCCAGAUCAGCCCUGAUGGCGAGCUAUUAGCAACAGCGAGCGACACGGGCACUAUAAUCAGGGUGUUUGCCACCGGCAGCUGCGCCAAGGUGGCCGAGCUCCGGCGGGGCAUCGAUCCCGCGACGAUAUUCUCACUGGCCUUUAGCCCUUCAGGCACCAUGCUCGCCUGCACGUCGGACAAGUCCACCCUCCACAUCUUUGACGUCCCGCACCCCAAGAAGCCGCCCCGGAAGCCCGCCAACCAGGCGCCCGCGCCCAGCACGGUUCUCCCGGGCGCCGGGGACGGCGACGGGCGCGGAAAUGGGGAUCCUCAGCAAGAUCCCCCUCCUGCCACGCGUCUUCUCGGACGUGUACUCGUUCGCCUCCGCCCCCUUUUCAGCCGGGGACGAGAGUCUCAUUGGCGGUUUGCCCCUCUCGGAGAGCCCGACGCCCGGCACCGCGCGACCGACCAAGGGCCUUAUCGGGUGGGUCGCUGA
Molecule: messenger RNA, 855 nt
Organism: Parascedosporium putredinis
Lineage: Eukaryota; Fungi; Ascomycota; Sordariomycetes; Microascales; Microascaceae
Source: the annotation of a GenBank genome assembly